AUGCACAUCCAGUCACCUGCUCGCUUGACCUUGUUAAUAGUUCUGUGUUCGCCAGCGCUCGCCGUCAAAGAUACAUUCGAUGCACUCAGCCUUCUGUCCCGAGGAAUCCAUAGGUUGGACGAGGUGGUCUAUCGAGGUGCUGAUGAGAUGACAGUGGGCCACCUAGUAGCACGGAUGCCCCAACCACCACCGGUCGCUCCAACUCAAUCCGCCGCUGCCAACUUGACCCGUUCGGAUCCGUCAAGCAUUGACCAGGCACAGAUAGAUGCCACAACCUCUGCGGCAUGUAGUACUGCACUUGGCGACAUCGGGAGUGUCUCGAACGACGCUGGGCUUCUUGGCUGCUACAACAUCCCAUUUCUCAAUACCAACACUGGCGUGUUCGAAGCCGAUCUCAGGCUGUAUCAGCUCAUGCAACCAAGAGGCGCUUUCGAAGGAAUCAGGUCAACCGACAUUAGCGUGCAAGUGAGUUACCCUAAUGCGGCGUUCUCGACUAUUCCACAAAGCAUGCGGAAUGCAAAGAGGGAAGCUGAACUAGAAAGUCGACAAGCUCCUGGAAGCAUGACGGAGCUGCAAACCUUUUUGUUUGUAGGCCAGGUCAGUGGUGGGUUGACUCUGACCAAGUUGACUGACAAUGAUCUGAUGGCCCUCCUAAUUCCUACGAUACAGCUUGGUGCAGAUAAAGGUGGCGACUCCAAGGCGUCAACGAAUCUGACCAGCUCAUCUAUGAUCUUCUUCGUCUCAGGUAUCUUUCAAGGCCCCGCCGCCACCGCCGCCGCCGAAAAAGCGGGCGAGUUUACGCUUCCUGGCACCACUCUCGGUAUAUUCCCAGUCGGGUUAAUCAUCACCUCAGUCUGGACGCUGGUAUUCCUCUCUGUUGUCGGCUAUGGUACAUGGGAAAGGAUGCAGUUUCGAGAGCAAUUUCGCCAACGGAAAGUAAGGGCAAUGGCUGCUGGAAAGGCUUGA
Molecule: messenger RNA, 966 nt
Organism: Endocarpon pusillum Z07020
Lineage: Eukaryota; Fungi; Ascomycota; Eurotiomycetes; Verrucariales; Verrucariaceae
Exons: 2
Coding region: 1-966 (321 amino acids)
Source: RefSeq, a predicted model, not a curated record